Molecule: messenger RNA, 1572 nt
Organism: Plasmodium relictum
Lineage: Eukaryota; Apicomplexa; Aconoidasida; Haemosporida; Plasmodiidae
Product: conserved Plasmodium protein, unknown function
Exons: 1
Coding region: 1-1572 (523 amino acids)
Source: RefSeq, a predicted model, not a curated record
AUGAAUAAAAAAAAAAGCUCUAAAAUUAAUGUACUUAAUAAAAAAAUUGAAGAAAAAAUUAGAGAAGAAAAAAGGGAUAAUAAUAAAAUAAGCAAUGAAGUUAUGAAAUUAAUAAAUAAAGAAAUAAUAACUGAUUAUUGUACAAAUAAAAAAGAAAAUGCUAAAUUAAUUUUAAAUAAGUAUUUAAAUAUAAUUAAAUAUUUGAUGAAAGAAAAUUUAAAUUUAAAAAAAAUAAUAGAAACAAACAAAUUAGAAAAUGUUCGAAAAAAUGAUAUUAUUACUAAUUAUGAAAAUGAGUUAAGAAAAAAAAGCGACAUUAUUGACUCAAUAAAUAAAUUAGGGAUAGAUGCAUUAAAAGAAAAUAUAAAAAUAUGUGAUAAUUCAAAAGUGCAUGAAGGCGCUAUGUUAAUUUUAGAAAAUGAUAAUUCCUCAAAAGUAAAAUUAGAAAAUUUGAUAGACUCAGUUCAAAAAAAUAAUAGUCCUAUUAAUAAUGAAAAUAAGGAAAACAAUUAUUUUAUAAGUUAUUAUCUAAAUAGCAAUAUAGAAGAAAAAGAUAAGUUUAUAGAAAAUACUUCAUUUAAUUAUAAAAAUAAAAAUUCUAAAUUUACACAUAAAAAUGAAGAAAAAUUUAUAAACAAAUGCAUAAGAGGUGAAGAUCAUAAUUCUAUAUUAAAAAAAGACUAUCCAUCUGAAAAUAUAUUCAUAAACAAUCACAAGUCUAUUGAAAAAAAUAAUUAUAACAAUAAAUUUCAUGAAAUAUAUAAAUAUGAUAAUUUUAAUAAAAAAAAAAAUUUAGAAAAAAAAAAAUCGUUAGUAUUUAUUAAGGAAGGAGAAAAUGAAAUAUUAAAAGACAAAAAAUUAAACCCCAAACAAAAUAAAUAUUUCGUAGAAAACAGUUUAAACUUUUUUAUUAGUGAAAAUAAUAAAUUACACGAUGAUGAUAAAUGCAUUGAUGAACUAAAUUAUCUUAUAAAUAAUAAAUCCAUUAUUAAAAAUUUUGAAAAUUAUUCUAAAAAAUAUGAAAUGGAAUAUAAGAAUGGCAAUACUCGAAAUGCUUUUAUUAGUGACGACUUAGAUAAUUCAAGCCAAUUUCAAAAUGAAAAAAAAAUACCUGACAAUUCUAUUGAGAACAUAGAGUAUUUCAUAGAAACUUCAAGAACGAAUGAUGACUAUGUGAAAAUAAAAAGUAUAAAUAUUCCAGAAGAUGUUUUUGAAGAAAAAAAAGAAGAUAUCAAUAAAAAUCCCCAAGAAAUACUAAAUAAACAAAUUCAUGAUAAUUCUUAUUAUAUAAAAAUUAAAGAUGGAAGCAAUCUAUAUAUAAAUAGUGACAAUGGAAUUAAUACAAAUGUAAUAAAUGAAGCCACUAAAAAUAUAGUAAGCAAAAACAUUAAUUAUGUAAAUAAAAAUAUUGACAAAAAUAAUAAAUUAAUUGAAAAUAAUAAUUAUGGUAAUUACAACAAAACAAAUUAUAGUUUCUCUGAAGAAAAAAAUAAAAGUGAUUUAGAAGAUGGUAAUUAUGAGGAUUUAGAAAACAUUAUGUCUACGAUAUUAAAAUUUAGAAAAAAAAACUAA